AUGGCCUUCCAGUUCUUCGCCAGGGCGCAUCAGUCCAAAGCGCCCACUUCUCCACCUUUGUCUCCCCCUCAGGCUCCAACUACGAUAACCUCACCGUCUUCAAACAACUCUCACACCAGGCCACCUAAAGGUCCUCCUGCUAUCGUCGUACCGCCCUCUUCUGGCUCAUCCUCCGUGAGUCUGGCGUCCAAAUUUCAGCCUCCAGCAGGCCGAGACUCGACCCUCCAAGCUGUUCCAUACCCAAAGCCCAUCGCAUCAGGCCACCCCACUCCACACCCGCAUGUUACUGUUGAAGUCGUGAGCACAGCUCACAUCCCUUCCCUGACCAGAAUUACGGGCUUGUUGCUUCCUAUUCGCUAUCCGAACUCUUUCUACACCGCCACCAUCACUGACCCUGUGAUCUCGUCCCUGUCCCGCGUGGCCGUCUACCAUGAUCAUCCGGUAGCCGCCGCUCCCACCACUGCAGCGCCAUCUCCCUCAACGGGCUUGAAGACCUCAACAACUGGAUCAGACAAGGUCAUUGGAGGCAUCAGGUGCCGAUUGGAGCGGUUGCCGCCUACUACGGCCGGAAUCUUGCAAGGUCGGUCAAAUUCCGAGCCGACAAACCUCUACAUUCAAACCCUUCAUCUACUGUCGCCCUAUCGAGGUUGUGGGAUUGCAGCAUCGCUUCUUGACUCGCUACUCUACUCCCCAGGCUCCUUGCCAUCUUCUACUUCAUCCCAAUCGCGACCUGAUCAACAGGUCUCAGAUUUGGUGAAGCAUUACAACAUUCGCACCGUCACAGCCCAUGUCCACGAAGCCAACGAAGAUGGUCUGAAGUGGUACGUCGCACGAGGGUUUAAAGUGGAAGAUGGUGUAGUGGAAAACUACUACCGUCGCCUGAAGCCUUCUGGGGCAAAGAUUGUCAAGCUUGUUCUCCAAUGGACUGAUGCGCCCAAAGAGGAAACCCUUCCCUGCAGCAAGGAUCAAGACCAGCGCAAGGCGCCUGGGGGAGAUGAUGACGAUGACUGGGAGAAGGUCGAAGCUGAAGAUGGUGACGAUGAAGACCAUGGAGUAGAACCAUUCGCCGAUGCGGAUUCUAAGCUUUUCGAAGCUGAUGAGGGUGUGAGCAGGAAGCGUAAGGCAGACGAUGACCCCCAGCGGCCAUGA
Aspergillus niger is the source of this 1149-nucleotide messenger RNA. RefSeq lists its product as uncharacterized. Gene Ontology annotation, biological process: mitotic sister chromatid cohesion. The coding region runs from base 1 to 1149 and encodes 382 amino acids. NCBI's taxonomy places the organism in Eukaryota, Fungi, Ascomycota, Eurotiomycetes, Eurotiales, Aspergillaceae. The transcript has a single exon. Gene Ontology annotation, cellular component: NatA complex. The record is from RefSeq and is a predicted model, not a curated record.